This is a messenger RNA of Cuscuta epithymum, 1710 nucleotides long. The record is from the annotation of a GenBank genome assembly. Lineage: Eukaryota; Viridiplantae; Streptophyta; Magnoliopsida; Solanales; Convolvulaceae.
GUCGUGUUGUUGUUGUCUAGCCAAUUAGGAAGGCCUGAGUUGGUUUGGGAAAAAACAUGGAAACACUUGAGCGAUGACAUCCAAUACAGACAGAGGCUGCUAUUUCAGUUUCCAGAUUUGAUUUUGUCAGAAGAUGAAUUACAAAAAUUAACUCUUGCCGAGAUUGAUAAAUUGUUGCGUAGAAAUGGAAAGAGCUUGAGUGAUUUUCCGACAAUGCCUCAACCAGACACAUCAAUCAUUUCUGAAUCUGAAAAUAGGCUAUUACUGGAUGAAUUGAAUUAUGACCGGACAAAAUUAGCAGCAGAGCACAUUCAGUUGAUGUCCACAAUGACUUCUGAACAGAGAAGCAUAUACGACACAAUUAUGGAAUGUAUCAAGGAUGAUAACGGGGGUUUGUUUUUCCUUUAUGGUUAUGGUGGAACAGGAAAAACCUUCAUUUGGAGGGCUAUAUCUGCAUUUUUAAGAUCUAAAGGUGAAAUCGUAUUGACAGUGGCAUCCAGUGCAAUAGCUGCCUUGCUUAUCCCAGGUGGCCGGACAGCUCAUUCCAGAUUUGCCAUCCCUCUUGACAUCAAUGAAGAUUCUACAUGUAACAUUAAGCAAGGCAGUCAUUUGGCAGAAUUGAUAAUAAAAUCAAAGCUCAUCAUAUGGGAUGAAGCUCCAAUGGCCCACAAGCAUUGCUUUGAAGCGGUUGAUAGGACAUUCCGAGACAUUCUCAGAUUUAGCCGAGGCGAUAGUUUGGAACGUCCAUUUGGAGGAAAGGUAGUUGUUUUCGGAGGUGAUUUUAGGCAAAUACUCCCAGUCAUACCGAAGGCGACACGACAACAAGUAGUUCAAGCUACAAUUAAUGCCUCUUAUCUUUGGCAGUUCUGUCGGGUUCUCACAUUGACAAAAAAUAUGAGGUUACAAAGUGGUGCUGCGGAUUGUGAUGUCAAUGCAAUCAAGCAAUUUUCUGAUUGGACGCUCAAAGUUGGGAAUGCAACCAUUGGCAAUGUCAUUGAUGGAGAUGAUGUUGUUGAUAUUCCGGAUGACAUGCUUAUUGCUACUACAGGUGACCCUCUUGCUUCUAUUGUUGAAAGCACGUAUCCUUCCCUGUUGGAAAAUAUGAGUGAUCCAACAUUUUUCCAGCAUCGGGCUAUUUUGGCACCGAGGAAUGAUGUGGUUGACACUAUAAAUGAUUACAUGAUAUCACUGAUGCCCGGAGAGAUGAAAACAUAUCUGAGUUUUGAUCGCCCGUGUUCUCAAAAUGGUACUCUGGGUAGUGCCGAUGAUGUGCAUACACCAGAGUUCCUUAACACCAUUAAUGCUUCGGGGAUACCAAAUCAUAAAUUGUGCCUCAAGGUCGGUGUUCCAAUUAUGCUAAUAAGGAAUAUAGACCAAUCUAAUGGCUUAUGCAAUGGGACGCGCUUAAUUGUUACUCAAAUGGGUACUCAUGUUUUGGAGGCGAAGGUUAUAACUGGCACUCGGUUAGGGGAAAGGGUUUUUAUUCCUAGACUAUCUUUGAUCCCAUCUGAUAGCCGAAUUCCUUUUAAGUUUCAGCGGCGCCAAUUCCCCGUGGUUGUUUCUUUUGCAAUGACGAUAAACAAAAGUCAAGGACAAUCGUUGAAACAAGUUGGGCUUUAUCUUUCAAAACCAGUUUUUUCCCAUGGACAAUUGUACGUUGCCGUGUCGAGGGUGACAUCAAGGGAGGGAUUAAAAGUUCUCAUUUGUGAC